Molecule: messenger RNA, 435 nt
Organism: Tuber melanosporum (Perigord truffle)
Lineage: Eukaryota; Fungi; Ascomycota; Pezizomycetes; Pezizales; Tuberaceae
Exons: 2
Coding region: 1-435 (144 amino acids)
Molecular function (GO): chitosanase activity
Source: RefSeq, a predicted model, not a curated record
AUGGACGUCGACUGCGACGGCGCCAACCGCUCCGACGGAAAAUGCGUGAACGACCCAACGGGGCAGGGCCAGACCGCCUUUAAAGAUGGGGUGGCGAAGUACGGGUUAGAUGACCUGGACUCUAAUAAGCAUUCCUACAUCGUGUUCGGGAACCAGAAGUACUCGACCUCGUUCGAUCCGACGCAGUACGGAGUGCCGGAGUUGGGUGUCGUGGUGGUGGUUUGUGCGGGACAGUUUUUCUAUGCUGUCUGGGGCGAUACGAACGGUGGUACGCUUGUCGGCGAAGCGAGUAUUUCGCUGGCAACCGCUUGCUUUGGCCAGGGUAUGACAGGGAAUAGCGGGCACCCUGAUACUGAUGUUUUGUACCUCGUUUUCACGGGGAAUCGAGCUGCGACGAAUUCCACUGUGGACUGGUACCCACUAACCCCUCCCUAG